AGGAAAUCCUGGUCCUGUUUGCACUUUUAUUCAAGAUUCCAUUUCAUCUUCAUCGCUGUUAAUCCGCCCAAAAUGCUUCCCAUCGCAAAUGAACCGAUACUUAUUGCAGUCGGAGCCUUCUUUCUGGCGGUUUUUAUAAAUAAAAUGUGCAACGUCUACAGGAAACAAAUAUCCUCAAUUCCGGGACCAUGGUACUCCAACUGGACAGAUCUUAUUCUGGAAUAUCACUGGAUCAUCGGAAAUAGACCCAACUAUGUCCACAGUCUACACCAGAAAUAUGCCAAUACUGACAACUCCAUAUGCCCCAUUGUCCGAAUUAGCCCCAACGAAAUUGACAUCUGCGAUGUGAACGCCGUCAGGGACAUGUCAAAGUCCGGCACCAAAUUUCUCAAAUCCGCCUGGUACGAUAAAUUGGCCGUGGGAGGAGCAAAGAAUAUCUUCAGCGUAAGGGAUCCAAAGGCCCACAGUAUCCGGCGGAGAUUGUUAUCGUCUCCCAUGGCGGAUGCCUCAUUGCAAUCGAUGGAGCCGGUGAUUAAGGCCAAGGUGAAGCUUGCAAUUCACCGGAUGCGAACGGAAAUGAAAGAUCGAGGGGCGAUGGAUAUUUUCAAAUGGUGGUAUUUCACAUCGACUGAUGUCAUUGGGGAGUUGACCUUUGGAGAAUCAUUCCAAUUGCUGGAACAGGGUGAGAAAACGCAAUUCGCCAUGGACUUGGAGAGACUCCCCAAGCUGGGAAUGAUCGGGACGGCAUUUCCCAGUCUUCUCCGGCUUGCGCGUCAGCUACCAGUGCCGUAUUUCCAGGAUGCCCUGCAGGCGGGAAAGAGAAUCUCCGAAUACGCAGAGCAGUCCCUCAUGUCGUACAAGGAAUCCAUCACUCAAGAACCAUCGCAUACCAAACCGACUCUUUUCACAAAAUUACUCCAUGCCAGCAACACCACUGACGGCCUGUCUGAUGUCAAUCUCAUCAGUGAAGCACGAGGCUACAUCGUCGGAGGAAGUGACAACACGGCCGUCACUCUGACCUAUCUCGUCUGGGCCGUCUGUCGCAACGAAGAAAUCAAAAAGACUCUCCUGCGUGAACUGGAGACCCUCCCAGAUGAUUUCGGGGAUGAUGAGUUGAAGAAACUCCCGUUCUUGAAUCACGUCGUCAAUGAGACCCUGCGUCUUUAUGCCUCGAACCCGUCCAACCGGCCUCGCAAUGCGCCAUCUCCGGGUGCCAAUCUAUGUGGGUAUUGGGUUCCAAGUGAGGUGACGGUUUCUACGCAGGCGUAUAGUCUGCAUCGCGACUCGAAGAUAUUUUCUCACCCUGAAAGCUUCAAUUCCUUGCGAUGGGCCUCUCCGACAACAGAAAUGAACCGGGCGUUCGUGCCCUUUGGUGGAGGGUCUCGAAUUUGUCUAGGCCUGCAUCUGGCAAUCCGGGAACUUCGCUUGGGCGCUGCACACUUUUUCCGUGCGUUUCCCAGGGCUCGAAUGUCAACUGCGGAGAAGAUGAGCGAUGGGGAUAUGGACCAAGUCUGCUAUUUCAUCAUGUCUCCCAAAGGGAAGCGAUGCUUGAUGGAGUCAAUGUAAUAGUAACGUAGCAAAUAUUACAGUAAUAUCCACUGAUCUACAGUGUUUCUUGUAAUACAUCGAUGCACCCAUCGUUUAUUACACUAAAUACACUAACAAUACAACGCG
Aspergillus wentii DTO 134E9 is the source of this 1674-nucleotide messenger RNA. RefSeq names its product cytochrome P450. Lineage: Eukaryota; Fungi; Ascomycota; Eurotiomycetes; Eurotiales; Aspergillaceae. Gene Ontology annotation, molecular function: heme binding; monooxygenase activity; oxidoreductase activity, acting on paired donors, with incorporation or reduction of molecular oxygen. The transcript has 6 exons. The record is from RefSeq and is a predicted model, not a curated record. The coding region runs from base 73 to 1566 and encodes 497 amino acids.